AUGGCAUCUCCGACCAUAACGAACUCAUCUGCUACCCGUUCCUCCCAGUCAUUCACAAGACUUGAGUCUUCGGGCGGUACGAGGACAAAAAGCCGAGCGAGCACCCUUCAGAAUGGUCGUCCACCGCUCAAUGUCACACCAACUAUCACGAAUUCUCCCCUUGAAGAUGAUGGCAUAUCACGGAAAGAUGAUUUAUUCGAGAAAAGCAGUCUCAUCAGCGGCGAUGAAGGUGUCGUCAAAGACAUCGACGAGGUUGAGUCUCCAAAAGAAGUCCCUGAGGGAUUUGACCGACUUCCCAUAGAGCUUAUGAGCUUGAUCGACAGAUUCAUAGAAUCUCUGAUCGCCAAAGUAUACAACACGCCACCGACAGCGGAUAGACUCUCUUCUAUCUUUCAAGAUUUCUAUAUCAAAGCCUCUGGUAAUGUAACCACUCACAUAAGCGCCCUAUCCACGCAACAAUCGAGAAAUGCAUCACCAAGCGCUUCAAUCUCAUCGAAAUCCUCACACACGAGACCACCACCUCGCUCAUCUUCGCGCGACACCCUUAACUCAGUACCCGAUCAACAGAUGCUGACGCCUCAAGAAAUUUCUGAUCGGCGUAAAGCUCGACGUUUACUGGAUCGAAAACAAACGGCGUUAGAAGAAGCUGUCGAGAGACACGUGUGUGAGCGCGUCUACAAUCGCAUAUGGCGACAUAGGUCGACUUUAGAUGAGGUGCGGGAUGAAAAGCUCCGGUCGAAAACCGCGGCCUUGGCUUUGGUGGGCAUCAAUCUGCAAGACCUUGGUGUCGACAUGGCACUUGACAACAAUAGCUCAAUACAAGAUGCCAAGGUUGACGACUGGAUAGCAAGCGCCAGGGAUAGCCUACUUCGUAUGAACGACUCGAAAUGUCCACUCGGCAAAUUGCAGCAGCUUACUGGAGCCCAUAAAUACAUUGUUAAUCUUUUAACGAGACUGCACAAUUCAUCGUCCUCGGCCGACGAGAUUUUGCCCACCUUAAUUUACACGCUGAUUACAACACCGCCCGAAGGCAUUAAUGUCAUCAGUAAUCUGAACUUCAUCCAACGAUUCAGAGCGUCGAGUAAAGUUGAUGGUGAGGCUGCUUAUUGCUUGACCAAUCUGGAGGCUGCCAUCACGUUUCUAGAGACAGUAGAUCUCGCAAGUCUACGAGCUGACGAGACAACUCAAGGGCCGCCUCCAAAGACUAGCUCCAAGCCGCCUGCAGAGACCGAAAGCGAUCAGUCUUCAGAGUCUACUCAUACACCGCAUUCGUCUACAAAAAUUUCGCAGAAAUCAUCCCCAGCAAUUCCUAUUUCUUCUCCAGAAAGGGUAGGAAUCGAGGAGCAGCCACUAUACGACAUACCAGGCUCUGUUGCUUCGGAGCAACCAUAUUCUCACAAGAGGAGCGUUAGCAAUCUUUUUCAACCUCCUGCAUUAGGUUUUGGGGCCGCUGGUGAUGCCGUCCGUAGCACGGCGGAUCAGGGGAUAAAGGGAAUUGGGAUUGCACUCGACAACAGCUUCAAAUUGCUCUUUGGCCGGCUGAGCGAGCAGAAGAUUGCCAGUCCAAACCCCGAAGCUGCAGGGACAAUCAUGGUGCCAAAGACUUUGGACGACGCGAGGAAGCUAGUCGAGCCCAAAUCUGCAGAUGAAGAAAAUACAUCUGAAGCCAAUUCAUUUGCCGAACGACCUGGACUAGGUUUAGAAAGCCGCUUUAAGUCUGAGGACAACCUUCUGAAUGCGAUUGCUGGGAGAAAGCAGCCGCUUAGAGAUAGGAGCGCGGACAGUAAUCCUAACUCAAAGCUACUCCAAAUAGAAUCAGCAUCAGCUAGCAGUGCAGCCGUAGAAUCAAUGCGGAAUUUGGGAAACAGUCUCAAUCCAUUGAAAGGGUUUGGAGGCAUCAGUGUCAUGCAACGGUUCGGUCGAAGCCCUUCCUCCGGAACACCCACACCGAUCAUGGACAGGCCAAUGAUUGAUACGCAGAGGCCGAAUAGCCAUGGUGGGGUCCCUGCGAGCGAGAUCAAGAGUCUCCCUCCUGUACAGCGCUUCAUGGACGCUCCUGAUGCCAAAGAUCUGAGGAUGAGCGACAUUCCAGAACUACUGCAAGAUUACAAACGACUUGCUGAGGCGCUGAGAACGAUGGGGGCGUUCUGA
Bacidia gigantensis is the source of this 2151-nucleotide messenger RNA. RefSeq lists its product as uncharacterized. Gene Ontology annotation, cellular component: endocytic vesicle; cytosol. Gene Ontology annotation, molecular function: guanyl-nucleotide exchange factor activity; small GTPase binding. The transcript has a single exon. The record is from RefSeq and is a predicted model, not a curated record. Lineage: Eukaryota; Fungi; Ascomycota; Lecanoromycetes; Lecanorales; Ramalinaceae. Bases 1 to 2151 code for a protein of 716 amino acids. Gene Ontology annotation, biological process: vesicle-mediated transport.